Molecule: messenger RNA, 1948 nt
Organism: Phialemonium atrogriseum
Lineage: Eukaryota; Fungi; Ascomycota; Sordariomycetes; Cephalothecales; Cephalothecaceae
Product: rab GTPase activator
Exons: 8
Coding region: 140-1537 (465 amino acids)
Biological process (GO): vesicle-mediated transport; protein transport; small GTPase-mediated signal transduction
Cellular component (GO): cytoplasm
Molecular function (GO): Rab GDP-dissociation inhibitor activity
Source: RefSeq, a predicted model, not a curated record
CCUCCCAACCCAACUCCUGACCGGUACCACGAAACAACCACAACCUCAGACUGUCAACACCAUUCGAGCUACAUAAUAUAGCUGUCACAACUGCUCCUAAAGCCCACUCACCUGUCCCCAUUCUUGAUAGCCCCUAAACAUGGAUGAGAUCGCAAAGGAGUACGAUGUCAUUGUGCUAGGCACAGGCCUGACCGAGUGCAUCCUCUCUGGCGUUCUGAGUGUAAAGGGCAAGAAGGUCCUACACAUUGACCGCAACGACCACUAUGGAGGCGAGGCGGCUUCCGUCAAUCUAGAAGCUCUUUUCAAGAAAUACGGAAACUACCAGAAGGGCGAGGAGCCAUGGAAGCAAUAUGGGCGGCUCAACGACUGGAACAUCGACCUCGUACCAAAGUUCCUCAUGUCAUCGGGCGAGCUCACCAACAUCCUCGUGUCCACCGACGUCACCAGAUACCUCGAGUUCAAGCAGGUGGCCGGCAGCUUCGUCCAGCAGGGUACUGGGACCAAGGCAACUGUUGCCAAGGUCCCAUCUGAUGCUGCCGAGGCUCUGCGGUCGCCUUUGAUGGGCAUUUUCGAGAAGCGAAGAAUGAAGGGCUUCAUUGAGUGGGUUGGCCAGUUCGACUCGAAGGAUCCCGCGACACACAAGGGCCUCGACAUGAGCAAUUGCACAAUGAAGGAGGUGUACGAUAAGUUCGGACUCGAGGUGACAACGAGGGAUUUUAUUGGACAUGCCAUGGGGCUGUAUCAGAAUGACUCGUACCUCAAUGCCCCGGGGGCUGCCCCUGAGGCGGUCAACCGGAUCCGGCUCUAUGGCAACAGCGUUGCGCGGUACGGGCAGUCGCCGUACAUCUAUCCUCUCUACGGGCUCGGGGAGCUGCCUCAGGGGUUCGCGCGGCUGAGCGCCAUCUACGGUGGUACCUACAUGCUCAACACCAACGUCGACGAGGUCCUGUAUGAGGAUGGCAAGGCGGUCGGCAUCAAGGCAACCAUGACCGGUGUCGAUCCUGAGAUGAAGUUCGAGACCAAGGCCAAGACCAUCAUCGGAGACCCUAGCUACUUCCCUUCGAAGGUCAAGGUCACCGGCCAUGUGCUGCGGGCAAUCUGCAUUCUGAAGCACCCGCUCGCAAGCACAAACGAUGCCGAUUCUUGCCAGCUCAUCAUCCCGCAGUCCCAGGUUGGACGCAAGCAUGAUAUCUAUAUUGCUUGCGUGUCCGCGUCGCACAAUGUCUGCCCUAAGGGCUACUGGAUCGCCAUCGUCUCCACCAUUGCCGAGACGUCUUCCAACCAUCAUCUCGAGCUCGCCGCUGGCCUUGAGCGCCUCGGCAAGAUUGAGGAGCAGUUCAUGGGACCACCAAUUCCCCUCUACGAACCCCUCGAGGACGGUACCAAGGACAACAUCUUCAUCUCCAAGAGCUACGACGCCAGCAGCCAUUUCGAGUCGACAACCGACGACGUCAGAGACAUCUAUCACCGCUGCGCUGGCCAGGAGCUGGUGGUUGAGGGCUUGAGAGAGGGCAUCCAGGUAGCUAGCGACGAGUAAACAGAGCAGGCAUACCGGGUCCAUAGAAUGAGCCCAGAGAAGGAUGCACGGGAUAGGCGCGGCGGAUGACUUGAAUUCAAGAAGAGAGAACAAAAAAGGCAAAUCAUUUCUUCCUGCGGCUUUUCGGAUUGGAGGAUCACGUAGCCUACCUACCUAUCUACGUCUCACACACAGGUGAAGGAAGGGGUUGUAAUCGGUCGAGAUCGUAAACGAGAAAUAGCUUAUUUUAUAGCCCUGCCGGAUCUACUUCGUGUGCUCCGCAUUUGGAGUGUUUUUCCUCGUAAAGAUCUUGUAUUGGUAUUCACUAAAAGCCGGUAUCUAUCAUGACUACAGCGAGAGCAAAAGCAAAGGCAGAAAGCAUACGGGAUUUAUUUCCAUCCGCCCACUAAGAGAAAUAAGAAAAGUCUGGGG